UUUACAGUUUUUUUGAGUGUGCUGCUUGGGGAGGCAUAUCCACUCGACCACUACAUCAAAAAACGAAAAAAACCAAAAUGAGCACCACGAUAAUCACCAGCAAUUCCUCUCCACCACCACCACCAAUGAUUAGUUCGCCCGAGUCGAGGAUCCGAAGUUUCCGCAAGUUGCGCUACGAUUCCUUGGAGAGGAUCCGGGCGAUCUAUCGGCUGGCCACCAAGUCCUUCCUGCUCAACCAGCACUCGCAAGUCUGGCGGUCGAUCAGCCUCGGACUGGAGGAUAUCCAAGAACUCUUACGACUUCCCAUCCAUCCCGCCGAAGAUGAUGAUGAUGGUAGUCCUGCUCGAAAUGCUUGGUGGCUCGGUAGUAGUGAUCAGGCUUCUUGUAUCGACUCGACUAUCGACCAGCAACUGCUCCAGCUCGAUCGCAAGUUCCAGAUCCUCAAGAUCACCUUCCUCACCUCCAUCCUCCAGUCCUCCUCAGCCAGCCAAUCAUCCUCAUCCUCGACGUUGGCUUACUCAGCUGAUCAACUCACUCAGCAGCAGUUCGACUCACUCAGCCAGUUCCUCAACUUAAACGACCAUCCCCACCGCUUCCUCCUCCGCUUACUCCACUCGAUCCUCACCACCCAUCAUGAUCAUCAUGAUCGAUCACUGGCUGAGUCAUCCACCCAGGAUGAUGACCGAUUAUUGCAUCAGCUCCAUCCUUCCAUCCUCACUGCCUUGGCACUCGCUUCCAUCAAGCUGGGCACCCCCGAGAGCGGCAGACAACUGAUCGAGGCCUGGUUCUCCUCCAUCGGAUCCUUCCAGCUCACCCUCUCCUCCUCCUCCGAAAACAACCAUCCUCAGCUGGCUUACUCAGAUCAUACUCAUAGUAAGCCCGACCAUCAGAUUCAGGGUCCGCUCAAUCUGUCCAGCGAUCUCCGCGCCUCUUAUCUCGCCCUCAUCCAGAUCUACACCAUCCAUAUCCUCGGCGCCCUUCACCAAUGGCCCGCCGCCCUCCAGUUCAUCCAUCACCUCAAAGCCGCUCUCAUCCUACCCCCCGAGAAUGUCCAUAACUUGAUCGAAGCUAUCAACACCGCCAAGGCCCAUCAAUCUCUCCAGCUGCAACGCCAACAACUCCGGCAUGAAGAGAAGCUCUCCAGACAGGCCCAGCUGCCCACUCAUCACUGCAAGAAAGCCAGCAAGAAGACCUCCCCCUCCUCCAAUCCUCCUCCUUCGGCCUCAUCACACUCCAAGCCUCGUCCCAGUAGUCUCUCGACAACACCACCAACUCCAAUCCAUCACCAUCGCCCGUCUUCCGGCCCUACUACCACUGGCUUCUCCGGCUUCCGCGCCCAUCUCGCUAACUUCGUCAAGCCCCAUCCGUCCACUCCUCCUUCUCAUCAUCAUCAAGCUCUCAAUCAUUCCCACUUUUCCUCCCUCCUGACUAGCCUCUCCAGAUCGUUCAUCCAUCUCAAAUCUCUCCUGCUCCGCUCCCUCUUCUUCCUUUCCGUCCCUCCUCCGUCCACCUCCGACCAGUCUGGGCACCCAAGCCGCGCUCGACUGCUCUCGUCCAAACUCAAGUCUUCCCUCCUCCUCCUCUUCUUCUCCUCCUCCUCCUCGCUCCUCCUUCUCUUCUUCUUCUUCAAGCUCUCGCUCCUCCCUUCUUCUUCUUCUUCUUCGUCUCGUUCGGUCUUCCCCCGGCUCAAGCUCGGCGUCGUCAAACUCUUGCUCGCCUUGGCUAGGCUGCUUCGUCCUUGAUUCUCAACUUCACUCGCCUCGUCCUUUUUGUAUUCUUAUCUGUCUUGACCUAUAUAGAGCUUUUCUUUUCGUUCUUUUUUUUUGGGGGGGGGGACAUAGGCUCGGGCCGCUGAUUUACUUUGUAUUUGUUUUUUUUCUUCUCUUCCCUCUGCUCAAAUAUCCUUCCACAUAUAUACACUACCGUUAAAUACCCGUAUCUCUCGCCUUUCCAUGUCUUCUUUGGAGGACGCGAUCAUCAUCAUCCCCCAAUGUUUUUUUAUUUAUUUAUUAUUGUUAUCGCUCUUGUUCUGUAUCCCUCACUUUUUUUUUUCUAUCGUUCUCUUGUCGUCGAUUUUCCUAGAUAUAUAUAUAUAUAGAAAGAUGUGUGGUUUAGAUUGAAGAAGGGAUUCAGCAGCCAUCAUUGAUGAAAGGAGAUGUGAUGAGCAUUACAUAGUAAAAUUAGUACAUAGAUGAAGGGGGGGGACGGCUUUC
Molecule: messenger RNA, 2213 nt
Organism: Puccinia graminis f. sp. tritici CRL 75-36-700-3
Lineage: Eukaryota; Fungi; Basidiomycota; Pucciniomycetes; Pucciniales; Pucciniaceae
Exons: 2
Coding region: 78-1742 (554 amino acids)
Source: RefSeq, a predicted model, not a curated record